This is a messenger RNA of Staurois parvus, 394 nucleotides long. The record is from the annotation of a GenBank genome assembly. NCBI's taxonomy places the organism in Eukaryota, Metazoa, Chordata, Amphibia, Anura, Ranidae.
UGUUUGAUCCUGACUUCUCUGCCCCUCCUCUUGUUCAAAUGUCCACGCUGAUACAGACUGAAUCUGUAGUGUAGUCACAUGCACAUGCUCUGCUUGGUGUAUAUUGCUAGAGAGGUUUUUUUUGUUCUUGGGAGGGUGCAUGUGAUCAGCACAGGGCCAAUCAGAACUGUCCAGACAGAGGGUCAGGGUUUUCUCAUCCUCCUAGAGCAGAAAGAAAACUCCUCCUACAAAGCUUUAACCAGUGCUCUGCUGAAGUCACAAGACACUGAUAGAAGUCACAAGGCUCUAACUGCUGAUGAGAAAAGGUAUUUAGCACUUUAUAUUUACUAAAUUAAUUGCAUUUCCAUGUUGUGUAUACUGUGCGAGACCAGAUAUAGUGAAUGCAGGGAACUGG